AUGUCUGCUGUAAACGGCCACGCUUCUUCUUCCGCAAACCCUAAUGCUCCUCCUAGGCAAGAGGCUCAGCUCAAAGCUGCUGACGCUUUAUCAUACCUCGAUGAAUAUCCUAGAGGAGACGGUCUUUCCUUGCAUGAGCUCAUGGAUUCAAGGAAGAACGGUGGUUUGACCUACAAUGACUUCUUGAUGCUUCCUGGUCACAUCAACUUCCCUGCUAACAUCGUAUCCCUUCAAUCAAACGUCACUCGAAACAUCACCCUCAACACCCCAUUCCUCUCUUCUCCUAUGGACACCGUCACUGAGGACCGAAUGGCUAUUGCUCUCGCUUUACACGGUGGUCUUGGUAUCAUCCACCACAACUGUACCGCAGAAGAUCAAGCUGCUAUGGUUAGAAGGGUCAAGAAGUACGAGAACGGUUUCAUCACUGAUCCUCUAUGUUUGAAACCUGAUAACACUGUUGGAGACGUAUUGGAAAUCAAAGCUCAGUUCGGUUUCUGUGGGGUACCCAUUACUGAAACUGGCAAAUUGAAUGGCAAACUCGUUGGUAUGGUUACCGGUCGAGAUGUCCAAUUCCAAGAUCCCGAAGUCUCCGUCAAAUCAGUCAUGACCACAGAAAUUGUCACUGGAACUGCCGGCAUCACUCUCGAACAAGCCAACAACCUCCUUCGAGACUCCAAGAAGGGUAAACUCCCUAUUGUCGAUUCCAACGGAAACCUUGUAUCUCUCGUUGCACGAUCAGAUUUAUUGAAGAACCAAAACUUCCCUCUCGCUUCAAAAGUACCUGAAUCCAAACAAUUAUACUGUGGUGCCGCUAUCGGUACUCGACCCGGAGACAAGGAUCGAUUGAAGUUGCUCGUCGAAGCUGGGCUCGAUGUCGUCGUCUUAGAUUCAUCUCAAGGAAAUUCCGUCUUCCAAAUUGAAUUUAUCCAAUGGAUCAAAGAAACUUACCCUAAACUCGACGUCAUCGCCGGUAACGUGGUUACAAGAGAACAAGCAGCUCAACUUAUCGUUGCUGGUGCAGAUGGAUUGAGAAUCGGUAUGGGAUCAGGAUCAAUCUGUAUUACCCAAGAAGUCAUGGCUGUCGGUCGACCUCAAGGUACAGCUGUCUACGCCGUAUCAGAAUUCGCUUCUAGAUUCGGUGUACCAACAAUCGCCGAUGGUGGUAUUGGAAACAUUGGGCAUAUCGCAAAAGCUUUAUCAUUAGGUGCAUCAGCGGUUAUGAUGGGUGGUUUGUUAGCCGGAACAACUGAAUCUCCAGGAGAAUAUUUCUACCAUGAAGGUAAAAGAGUCAAAGUUUACCGGGGAAUGGGUUCAAUCGAAGCUAUGGAACAUACCCAACGUGGAUCAGUCGCCAAGAAAAACGCAAUCUUGGGUUCAGAUAACGCUGCCACUGCUCGAUACUUCUCUGAGACAGAUGCUGUCAAAGUAGCUCAAGGUGUCUCUGGUGAUGUCGCCGACAAAGGAAGCAUCAACAAGUUUGUUCCUUACUUGUACACCGGUUUACAACACUCCUUACAAGAUACAGGUAUCAAAUCUGUGACUGAACUCCAAAGAGAAUCAAGAGCCGGUACAGUCAGAUUCGAGCUUCGAACUGCCUCUGCUCAAUUGGAAGGCGGUGUUCACGGUUUGAACUCCUACACCAAGAGAUUAUUCGCUUAG
Messenger RNA from Kwoniella shivajii, 1659 nucleotides. RefSeq names its product inosine-5'-monophosphate dehydrogenase. Lineage: Eukaryota; Fungi; Basidiomycota; Tremellomycetes; Tremellales; Cryptococcaceae. Gene Ontology annotation, cellular component: cytoplasm. The record is from RefSeq and is a predicted model, not a curated record. Gene Ontology annotation, molecular function: IMP dehydrogenase activity. Bases 1 to 1659 code for a protein of 552 amino acids. The transcript is spliced from 6 exons. Gene Ontology annotation, biological process: GTP biosynthetic process.